Brienomyrus brachyistius is the source of this 728-nucleotide messenger RNA. RefSeq names its product unconventional myosin-IXAb-like. Gene Ontology annotation, biological process: intracellular signal transduction. Bases 78 to 428 code for a protein of 116 amino acids. Lineage: Eukaryota; Metazoa; Chordata; Actinopteri; Osteoglossiformes; Mormyridae. The record is from RefSeq and is a predicted model, not a curated record. Gene Ontology annotation, molecular function: microfilament motor activity; GTPase activator activity. The transcript has 5 exons.
GGGAAGGGUGAAAACUUGAAACAGCGAUCGACAUCACGUUUGAAGCCUUUUAUAGUGGCUGUCAUCUUACAGGAUAAAUGGUGGUACAGCAGCAGGGCAGGCAGGAGAGACGUCACAGGCAGAAGGGCAGGCAGGCCGGAAGGACAUCACAGAGCUGCCAGAAACAUCUGAACAACUGGCACACAUUUACAAGGUGGUGGGCCACCAUCAACACCCUAGAGAGACUUGUCUUCCACAUAGUCAGCGGUGAUAGUCUUCUCCUUCCCAGGGUGGCCAGGGAGGAACCCCACAAUCGGAUGUCCACACACUCGCUGGCCAUCAUCUUCUCCUCCACCUUCCUGCGCAGCCCUGACACCAUGAAUUCCCCUGAAAUCAUGAAAGACAUGAACAAGGCCACCAUGUGUCUGGAGCUCAUCCUAAAUGAGUAGAUGAGGUCCUAUGAGAAGCUGAAGGAGCUGGAGCAGCUUGAGUAUCCUGAAACCCUGGCCAUGAAGCAACUAAAGCAGCAAGACACUGUAAAUCCCAGAGCCUGAGGUCGCGGCUAAUAUAUGGCUUUUCGUGACGCUCAUACUGUUACCCCUGUGAGACGUACGACUGAGGAAUGCCCAUGUGAUCUGAAAUGCAAAUAGAUGAGGCUGCCUUUGAUGACAGCGAGUCUGUCAAUGCAGACACAGAGAAUGACAAUCAAGUGGAGCCAUUGAUGGACCCAUCAUCCGCUUCUUCUGUGU